Fonticula alba is the source of this 2487-nucleotide messenger RNA. RefSeq lists its product as hypothetical. The coding region runs from base 1 to 2487 and encodes 828 amino acids. NCBI's taxonomy places the organism in Eukaryota, Rotosphaerida, Fonticulaceae. The transcript is spliced from 4 exons. The record is from RefSeq and is a predicted model, not a curated record. Gene Ontology annotation, molecular function: protein binding.
AUGGCAGGCAUGCACCCCGCCUUCCAGGCGGUCUUGUUCUACUCGGUGCUGAUGGUCAUCACGAACCAGUCGCCGAGCUACCCAUUGAGCAAGGACAUUCACAAUCUCCUUGAUUGGUAUCGACUCCGUCCCUCAAGCUUGGCCCCGCUGAAGGUGGCCUUUUCCCAGGCGCCGGCCCCGGGCAACUCGCAGAUAACCACCUUCCGGCUGCCGGGGAUUCGCCCGCAGACAUUGGCCAUCGGGACGUUCGCCGGGACCGAGGCCCACAUGCAGUGGGGGGACUUCGCCAGUUCCUUCAGCAUGCUGGCCCUGACAACCCUGCCGGCCGAGGCCGGGGUCAUCGAGGUGUCCAGCUUGCGGGAGAUCGCCGCCACGGCCGGGCGCAAGGUCGACACGGCGGCCUUCCGCGACCAGCUGGCGCUGUGGAAGUUCAAUGGCCACACCCAGUCGUCGUAUCCGCGGCGCGAUGGGCCGGUCUAUGCCUCGGCCGAGGAUUCCUUCCACCUGGUGGAUCCGUACACCCGUCGGCGCAUGUUCCCGGCCUCGGAGCAGGCCAGGCUGCUGGAGGUGCUGGCCCGGCCGCCGGCCGAGGCCGAGGCCACCCCGGUGGUCACCAUCGACUAUGGGCUCCUGCAUCGGCUGCUGCCGUUGGGGCUGCUCCGGAGCGAGGCCCUAGCCUUGACCGGCAGCCCGGCGGCCGCGCUGCUGACCCUCAGCGGCUCGCCGAUGUUGCGGCUGCUGCUGCGCCGGGCGCCGGCCGUGCCGCGGCUCUGCCUCAAGCCCGGGCCCGAUGGGCGGCCGAGCGUGGUCGAGGAUGCCACCGGUCCGGGGCUGGACCCGGUUUUGCCGGUGGCCGAGGCCGCGGCCUUCCUGGUGUCCGACAUGGGGCCCCUGUCGAUGGAGGGGCUGGGGCAGGAGCAUGAGCUGGCCGCCGCCCGGGUGGCCCGUGCCGGGCGCCAGGCCAUGCAGGCCUUCGACCUGUAUGUGCUCUUCAUGCGGGAGGGCGCCCCCGGGGGGGACUUCGGUGCCUUUUUGGCCGCCGCCCGUCGGCUGGAAGACGAGCACCGGCUGGCCAACAUGCGCCAAGAGCUGGCCGAGGUCUCGGACGCCGGGACCGGCUUCCAGCUGGAUGUGGCCACCCCGCGGUCGGCCCGGCCGAUGGCCAACCUGCGGGCGGCCUUCCAGAUGGACAGCCUGUACCGCGACAUGGAGCGCACCAAGGGAGACUUCGCGGCGGCCCUGCAGGCCCUGGAGCAUCCCGACGCCGGGGAGGCGGCCGACUCGGCGGUGGCGCCGGGCACAGCCGGCCCGGUGUCCGGCGGCGGCCUGGCCCGGGGCCUGGAGCGUCUGCAGGCGUUGGCCCCCGGGGCGGCGGUCGACUCGCCGGAGUUCCGAGCUGCCUUCGAGCAGGAACUUCGCCAAUCGCUGGUCGCCCUGGCCCAGGAGGAGCUCGCGCGUGCCAAUGACCAGUAUCACCGCCAGGUGCAGGCCCAUGCCCGGGCUCUCCAGGCCGUGGAGGACUGCUUCUUUGCCGAUCGCGCGGAGGGGUACCUCCUGCGGUAUGGCAUGACCGCCUUCCCGACCGUGUCCUUCGGCAUGCUGACGGCUCCGAUCAUUCGGCCGGACACCCUGCGCCGGUGGAACCCCCUGGACUACCUGGUGGCCUUGCGGUCCUCCACCACGGAGGAUGGCUUCACCCCGCUGCAGUCGUCCACCGAGCGCCGGGUGUCGGAGACCCUGCACGCUUGCGUACCGGAGCUAUACCGCGUGCUGGCGAUCAUCCGCCUGCAGGAGGGCGAGUGGCUCGAGGCCCUGGCGUACGCUGGCCGGGCAUUGGAAAUGCUCCCCGACAAGUAUAUCUCCCCCUCGCUGAAUCCCUAUGUGCUGGAUGUGGAUGACGAACGCUUUGCACGGGGGACAUUGCUGGCCCUUCGGGCGGCCUGCCUGCUGAAGCUGGGCCUACAUCAGGAGGCCUUGGAAGAGGCGAACAAGGUGCUCACGGAACUUCGCACGUCCCUGCUCACCCCGGCCGUCAUCCGGUCGCUGAGCACCUACCAGCAGGACGUCAUGCCCACUCCUCCGGCGGAGCCCGACGAGGAGGCCAUCUACUUCCCGGCCGCGGCCGGGCUCCCGCAAAAUGCGCCGGUUGUGCACAACUUCUCCGAUGCCCGGGCCCUGUGCAAUGCCUUUGCGGUGGCCGGCGAGGUGCUUUUCUCCUCCCAGCAGUACCCGGAGGCGUUGGCCUCCCUGCGCUUUGCCAUCGCCCUGCAGCGCAUCCUGCCGAACAAUGCCUCCUUCUUGACUCCGGGCUUCGGCGGCGACGCCAGCCUCCGGCAUUUGGAGGCUCCCUACUUCCGAUGCAACCGGGAGAACAUCCACGCGCAGCGUUCUCCCAUGGCGGGUCCCAGGGCGGCGGCGGCGGCGGCGGCGGCGGCGCCAACGCCAACGGCCACCGGUCCGCCCGCGCCUCCGCCCCCACGCGCCUGA